Molecule: messenger RNA, 467 nt
Organism: Hippocampus zosterae (dwarf seahorse)
Lineage: Eukaryota; Metazoa; Chordata; Actinopteri; Syngnathiformes; Syngnathidae
Product: ATP synthase membrane subunit K, mitochondrial-like
Exons: 3
Coding region: 126-386 (86 amino acids)
Source: RefSeq, a predicted model, not a curated record
UGAGGCAAGUUGUGUAAGUGACCCCUCUUGUCUGCUUCGAGACAAUAAAUAUAAAUUUUUGAAAGUAGCAAAUUAUACUUACGUCUUGUUUUUCUUUAAACAAGGUGAGUGAAUAGUGUUCAGACAUGCCGACGUCUCCUGUUAAAACCCGCAUCCCUCUCACUAGUUUCGGGCACCUCAUAACAGAGGUGAAGAGGCAGCUGUUUGGCAUCGAGCCGCCAGCAUCUGCGGAACUGACCGGUUUGAGAAAGUACUUCAAUAGCUACACGCUGCAGGGGCGCCGAAAUUGCGUCUUGGCUACUUACGGCAUCUUGCUAGUAACAGCGACGGCCUAUUCCAUGCACAGACAAGACAAAAAGGAAGCUCGGAAGGACUGCUCUGCCUGAAAAAAAAAAACGGUUAUGUUUUUGACCCAUUAUUUAUGCUGUGAAGACAUAAAGUGGGACAGAAAUAAAGGUUUCAUUAUA